Closterium sp. NIES-65 is the source of this 1197-nucleotide messenger RNA. NCBI's taxonomy places the organism in Eukaryota, Viridiplantae, Streptophyta, Zygnematophyceae, Desmidiales, Closteriaceae. The record is from the annotation of a GenBank genome assembly.
AUGGGCUUUUCGGACCUCGUUUUCCCGCCCUGCUGCAAGGCUGCUGAUGGACCAGGUUUCUCCCCAGUGGACUUUUACGACCUCAAUAGCGCGUACGGAACAGAGGCCAGCCUGCGGAAGCUGCUGACGCAGCUGCACGCAGCAGGGCUGGGCGCGUGCCUGCACGUGGUGGUGAACCGGAUGGGCGGAUGGGGUGAUACGAGCGGAUCGGAGCAGCAGCAACAGCAACAGCAGAUGGGGGGAGCGGGCGGGGUGCCGCCGGGAGUGGGUCCCGGCGAGCCAGGGCUGUCGGAGUGGACCCGACUCACCAACACUGUAGACGAGCCUGCAGUGUGGCGGCAGGGCGAGCAAGAGGGCAUUGACGUGCAGGCAGGGGGGCGGAGGAGCAGCGUGAUGGACCAUGGAAACCCGGCAGUGGAGGAGGACUGUAAGGGGUGGCUGCGAUGGUUGCGAUACGAUGUUGGCUUUGAUGCAUGGUGUUUCGACCUCGCACGUGCAUUCGAUCCUGCAGUUGCCCACUCGUACUGCUGGGAUACGAGCCCUACGUUUGCAGUCGCUGAUGUGUGGACGGAGAUGCGGUACCAGGGCAGCACUCUCGAAUACGAUCAAGACGCGCAUCGAGCACUGCUCGCUGACUGGGUGAAGGCAGCGCGAGGCACACCUCACAUGAUUGACUACACCACAAAGGGCAUACUGCAGGCGGCAGUGCAGAACUGCGAGUACUGGCGACUCAUUGACCCCCAGGGCAGGCCUCCCGGUCUCAUCGGCUUGCUGCCUGGCAAGGCAGUCACGUUCGUGGACAAUCACUCCACGGGCUCCACACAGCAGCACUGGCCAUUCCCCGCCUGGGGGGUCACUCUGGGCUACGUGUACAUUCUGACCCACCCGGGUGUGCCGUGUGUGUUCAUUGACCAUCUCUAUGAGUGGAACCUCAAGGACCCAAUUCAGAAGCUGCUGGUGAUCCGGCAGCGCAACGGCAUUACAUCGAGGAGCGCCAUCCGCAUCAUGACGUGCAGCACGCAGCUCUAUGUGGCGCGCAUCGGCACCAACGUGGAUGAUGACAGGCUGUUCCGCGGGGUCGUUGUGAAGCUUGGACCUUCUUUUGACAUGCACGGGACUGCACCAGAUUCGUCUUGGCAGAUAGCCAUGUCAGGUCAUGACUUCUGCAUAUGGGAAAAGAACCCUGAAGUGCAGUGA